UUGGCUGCUGCUGUCAAGCCCCUCACCGUCAAGGGCAAUGCCUUCGUCAACGACGCCGGCGAGAAGUUCCAGAUCGUUGGUCUCGACUACCAGAUCGGUGGUAGCGCUGGCUACGACCCCAAGCACGGCAAGGAUCCUCUCAGCGACGCCGACGUCUGCAUGCGCGAUGCUGCCCUGCUCCAGCGUCUCGGCGCCAACGCCAUCCGUGUCUACAACCUGGACCCUAACCUGAACCACGAUGCUUGCGCCUCCAUCUUCAACGCCGCUGGAAUGUACAUGAUCCUCGACGUCAACUCUCCCCUCGUCGGCGAGAGUAUCUCCAGCUUCCAGCCCUGGACCAGCUACUACGCGGCCUACAUGAACCGCACCUUCGCUAUCGUCGAGGCCUUCAAGAGCUACCCCAACACCUUGGCCUUCUUCUCCGGCAACGAGGUUAUGAACAACGUCGAGACCGCCAAGGACGUUCCCCCUUACCUCCGCGCCAUCACCCGUGACUUGAAGAACUACAUCUCCAAGCACGCCGACCGCACCAUUCCCGUCGGUUACUCCGCUGCCGAUGUCCGUUCCAUCCUCGUCGACUCCUUCAACUACGUUACUUGCGCCGAGAACGGUGACGAGAAGGACCCCAGCCGCGCCGACAUCUUCGGCCUCAACUCCUACUCUUGGUGCGGUGAAUCCAGCUUCAAGACCUCCACCUACGACCAGCUCGUUGCCGACCUGAAGGACACCCCCGUUCCCGUCUUCUUCUCCGAGUUUGGCUGCAACAAGGUCACCCCCCGUGUCUUCACCGAGAUCCAGUCCAUCUACGGCACCGACAUGAACUCUGUUUUCUCUGGCGGUCUCGUCUACGAGUACAGCCAGGAGGACAACAACUACGGUAUUGUCAAGGUCAACGACGACAAGUCUGUCAAGCUCCUCGUUGACUACGACAACCUGGCCACCCAGUACAAGAAGGUCGACUUCAAGACCCUUCAGACCACCAAGGCCUCCACCUCGUCUCCCAAGCCUCCCAAGUGCGACUCCUCUCUCAUCACCGAGAAGGGCUUCAACAACAACUUUACCCUCCCCGUCGUUCCCCCUGGUGGCCAGGACCUGAUCGACAAGGGCAUCAGCCCCAAGCCCUCCGGCAAGAUCAUCUCCAUCUCCGACUGGAGCGUCAAGUACAAGGUCUACGCCUCUGACGGCAAGACCGAGCUCACCAACCUCGCCGUCUCUCCCCUCUCCGACGACUCCACCAACACCCCCGGCACCAACACUGCCGGCGGUACUCAGGCUGCUACUGGCACUGGCGCCGCGGCGACCGGCACGUCCACCAGCAGCCCUAACCAGAACGCCGGUGUUGCGAUGCGCCCUGAGGUGAUGGCCCUGGCCGCGCCUCUUGUUGCUCUUCUUUUCUUGUAA
Messenger RNA from Colletotrichum karsti, 1401 nucleotides. RefSeq names its product glycolipid anchored surface protein. Gene Ontology annotation, molecular function: 1,3-beta-glucanosyltransferase activity. NCBI's taxonomy places the organism in Eukaryota, Fungi, Ascomycota, Sordariomycetes, Glomerellales, Glomerellaceae. The transcript has a single exon. The record is from RefSeq and is a predicted model, not a curated record. Gene Ontology annotation, biological process: fungal-type cell wall (1->3)-beta-D-glucan biosynthetic process. Gene Ontology annotation, cellular component: fungal-type cell wall; cytoplasm.